Molecule: messenger RNA, 1251 nt
Organism: Pleurotus ostreatus (oyster mushroom)
Lineage: Eukaryota; Fungi; Basidiomycota; Agaricomycetes; Agaricales; Pleurotaceae
Gene: SNF12
Product: SWI/SNF complex component snf12
Exons: 9
Coding region: 1-1251 (416 amino acids)
Biological process (GO): regulation of transcription by RNA polymerase II
Cellular component (GO): SWI/SNF complex; nucleus
Source: RefSeq, a predicted model, not a curated record
AUGUCGAAUGUAGCCGCCAACGCAGACGCUCCAAAAUCAGCAAAAAAGCGAAAGCUCACCGACAAGUCCAUCCCGAAUGUUAUCCUACAAAACCCAGCGUUCGCGGAGGAUUCAGCAAUGUAUCAGGACCUUCUGGAGAUGGAACGCAAACUAGAUUGGACUACCACGAGAAAGAAAGCCGAAGUUCAGGAUGCGCUGGGGAGAAAUCCAACAACGACGCGCACCCUCCGGCUGUUCCUCAGUCACAGCACUUCAGGCCAGGCAUGGCAGGCAGGAUCUGAUGCUGUGGUUCCCAACUUCGAUACAGGAGAAGGUGUUCCUGCGUGGACGCUGAAGAUUGAUGGCAGGUUGUUGGAGCCCCCGAAUGCACGAAGCAGGGACAAGAUUCAGCCGCGAAAAUUCUCGACUUUGAUCAAACGAAUGGUAGUGGAGAUGGACAGAGACCCAGCAGUGUACCCAGAGUCGAACAUCGUCGAAUGGCCCCGCGCGUCAAGUCACCAGAAUCCGGUUCUGGACGGGUUCACUAUUCGCAGGACGGGCGAUGUGCUCACUAAGAUCAGGCUCAUAUUAUUCCUUGACCAUAUGCCGGAGCAAUUCAAGGUCGCUCCUGAACUAGCCGCUGUGCUUAGCAUCAAAGAAGAAAGUCGGGUCGGCGUCAUCCAAGCGUUGUGGAACUACGUGAAGGUGCAAGGGCUGCAGGAUAAAAGCAAUAGGCGGAUAGUACGAGCCGAUGAUGCACUGAAACCCAUCUUCGGUGCAGAAUCUGUGCCUUUCCACAAACUCCCAGACAUUGUGAAUCGAUACCUGACUGCCCCAGACCCCGUAGUCAUCCAUUAUACACUAAAUCCAGGAAUACCACCACCUGAGAGACCGUCAGCCUGGGAUAUGGAAGUCAAGAUCGAGGACCAUACGCUCAAGAAUCGAAUGACUGUCAUGCUCCAGGCUAACAAAGAGAGUGCUGCGACCCUUGCUAAACUAGACGAAGAGAUCGCCUUACUCGCUCAAUCGUUACACAACUCCCACCUCAAACGGACUUUCUUACAAUCGUUUGCAGAUGACCCAGCUCAGUUCAUCCAGACAUGGCUGGAAUCUCAGUCGAGGGACCUGGAAAGUAUCCUAGGCGGAGCGGGUGAAGGUGCGGCCGUCAGAGCGGAAGAGCUCAAGAGGAGUGAAUUUUUCAGGUUGCCGUGGGUAGAAGAGGCUGUGGCAAUCCACGAAGGUAUUCGUCUAUCCCAGAAGGGCAUUCAGUGA